AUGAGUUCACUUGAGAGUAAAGAAGUAUCCUUGUCGGACGUGGAUCAAAAGAAGAAUGCUUUGGCUACCACUGUGUCAAAACUUGAUGACGAAACCUUUGGUGAAAUAGAUCCAAAGAAAGAGAAUCAAUUACUUCACAAAUUUGAUAGAAGAAUUAUGCCAAUUCUUUCAUUGAUUUAUUUCUUAUCGUUUUUGGACAGAUCUAAUAUCGGAAAUGCAAAAGUUGCUGGAUUGUACGAGCAAUUAGAAUUGACUAAUAGUCAAUAUUCUUUGGUAGUUUCUAUUUUCUAUGUCACUUAUAUUUUAUCUGAAGUUCCUGCUGUGUUAAUAGCCAGAAGAAUUGGCUUCAGGUUGUUCUUAUGCACUAUGAUGUUUGGUUGGGCCAUCGUUACCUUGUGCACUGCCUUUGUCAGAGAUUUCUGGUCCCUUACGUUAUGUCGGCUUUUGUUGGGAUUGUUGGAAGGUGGUGUUUUUCCAAACAUGAGUUUGUACAUUUCCAUUUUGUACAAACGUCAAGAACAGGGAAGGAGAUUGUCUUACCUUUAUGUUUGUUCUUGUAUGAGUGGAGCUUUUGGUGGACUUAUUGCCACGGGUAUAACCAAAAUACAUUCAAAUGGAACUUUGGAUAGUUGGUCUUACUUGUACAUAAUUGAAGGAGCAAUUUCAGCUGUUGCUGUGGUUUGCUUAUACUGGCUUCCAGACGAUCCUGCGCAUGCUAAAUUUUUAAACCAGGAAGAGUUGGAGGUGAUGGCAAUAAGAGAGGAACAGAGAAAGUUUUACAUGGGUAGUGACAAGUUUGACAAGAAAGAAUUUGUGCUAGCUAUUAAAGAUCCCAAAUUAUACAUGAGUGUGAUUAUUCAGUUCAGUGUGGAUCUUGUUUUAUAUGGGUUUUCCACAUUCUUGCCAUCUAUCUUGAGUCUUCAAUUGGGAUUCACAUCUUUAAGAGCACAGUACCUUUCUAUUCCAGUUUACUUUGUAUCUGCAUUGGGAGUGUACCUUUCUUGUUACUUUUCUGAUAAGAUGAACAAGAAAUUUCCAUUUAUAUUGGGUGUUAAUGCUCUUGCUUUCAUCGGAUACGUGAUUUUACUUACUAAUAAGAAAGCUGCAGUCAAUUAUUUUGCAACUUAUCUAAUUGCAAUUCCAUUGUAUUCGGCUGUUUCCUUGAAUAUUACUUGGAUCAAUAAUAAUAUGGCUCCACAUUAUAGAAGAGCAACAGCCCUUGGAUUCAACCAAACAUUUGGUAAUUUGGCUGGAGUGAUCGCCGGACAAGUUUACAGAGCCCCUCCCCACUACUAUCUUGGAAAUGGAUUUUCUUUGGGCUGCGUUGUGGUUUCUUCUACGACUACAAUUUUAAUGUACCAGUAUUUGAAAAAACAGAAUCAAUUGAAAGAUAAUAUUUUGAACGGUGCAAAAGAUACACGAAAGGUCCGUUCUGGUUGUGAAGACCCUGAAUUUGUGUAUGUUUACUAA
Messenger RNA from Yamadazyma tenuis ATCC 10573, 1470 nucleotides. RefSeq lists its product as uncharacterized. Gene Ontology annotation, molecular function: transmembrane transporter activity. The record is from RefSeq and is a predicted model, not a curated record. Gene Ontology annotation, biological process: transmembrane transport. Gene Ontology annotation, cellular component: membrane. Lineage: Eukaryota; Fungi; Ascomycota; Pichiomycetes; Serinales; Debaryomycetaceae.